AAAAGAAAAACAUAUAAACAAGGAAAAACCUAUGGUGUCCAUUGAUCCGUUAGCAUGAAUCAACUAUAAUUCAACUUCAUUUCAAAGCCUCUGUUUUCCUCCAUUUCACUCUUUCUCCUACGGUUUCACUUCUCAAAGAGAGCAUCAUCAAAUGUUGGCUACUUCUUCUUCUUCUUCAUCUUCUACUGCUAUUUCACUUCAUCCACUUAGCAAUUAUAAUGCCUCUGCAACUCCCUCUCUCAACCCAUCUUCUCUUUCUUUCUCUUCUUCUUACUCGUACCUUUCUCCUCUCUCUUUUCGUCUCCAUAGCAGCAAAACCCAUCUCAGGAUUACCCCAAAAAAGGGAUUGAGGGUAAGUUGUUCAACAAAUGAACCUUUGAAGGUGAUGAUAUCAGGUGCCCCAGCAUCAGGUAAAGGCACCCAGUGUGAGUUAAUUGUACAAAAGUUUGGAUUGGUGCAUAUAUCAACUGGGGACCUCUUAAGAGCAGAAGUAUCAUCCGGGACUGAAAUUGGAAAUAAAGCAAAAGAAUUCAUGAACUCUGGGCGUCUGGUUCCUGAUGAAAUUGUGACGGCUAUGGUUACAGUCAGAUUAUCACAUCAAGAUGCUAAGGAGAAAGGAUGGCUUCUUGAUGGAUACCCCAGGAGUUUUGCCCAGGCCCAAAGUUUGGAAGAAUUGAAUAUUAGACCAGAUAUCUACAUUGUACUAGAUGUUCCUGAUGAAAUUCUAAUCGACAGAUGUGUUGGUAGAAGGCUAGACCCUGUGACUGGAAAAAUUUACCAUUUGAAAAAUUUCCCUCCUGAGUCAGAAGAAAUUAAAGCAAGACUGGUUACCCGUGCUGAUGACACAGAGGAGAAAGUGAAGUCACGACUAGAAAUAUACAAGCAAAAUGCUGCAGCAAUCUCAUCCACUUACAGCAGCAUAACCAACAAGAUUGAUGGAAACCGCCCAAAAGAAAUGAUUUUCAAGGAUAUAGACUCCUUGUUAUCUCAACUGCUGAAGGAUAAAACAGUAAAAUCAAUGAAACCUGUUCUUCAAACUGAGAGCCGUUUAGAUCAGGCAUCUUCAAACCAGGAAAAAUGGAGAGGAAUUCCAACCAGAUUGAAUAAUAUUCCUCAUUCUAGAGAAAUUAGGAAUUAUUUCUAUGAUGAUGUGCUACAAGCCACGCAGAGAGCUGUAAAUGAUGGAAGAACUCGACUGAAGGUGGAGAUUAAUAUUCCAGAGCUGAACCCAGAAAUGGAUGUUUACCGUAUAGGUACACUAAUGGAGCUAGUUCGAGUCAUUGCUCUUUCAUUUGCUGAUGAUGGCAAACGUGUCAAGGUUUGUGUACAAGGCUCAAUGGGAGAGGGUGCACUUGCAGGAAUGCCCCUACAACUUGCUGGUACCCGCAAGAUCUUGGAAUUCAUGGAUUGGGGUAAUUAUGGCGCUAUGGGAACAUUUAUCAAGAUUGGUUCAAUAGGUGCAAAAGAAGUUGAUGAAGAAGAUGAUAUGUUCAUCUUAGUGGCUCCACAAAAUGCUGUUGGGAAUUGCAUUGUAGAUGAUUUAAGAGCGAUGACGGAUGCUGCUGGGAAACGUCCAGUUAUACUCAUCAAUCCUAGACUCAAGGAUCUGCCUGGUUCAAGUGGCAUUAUGCAAACUAUGGGUCGGGAUAAGAGACUGGAGUAUGCAGCUUCCUUUGAAAGUUGCUACUUUUUUAGGCUUCUUUAUUAUGCUGGAACCCAAUAUCCAAUUAUGGGUGCAAUCAGGAUGACAUACCCGUACGAUUACGAACUGUACAAGAGGGUAGAUGAACCUUCUGGGAAGGAAAAGUAUGUUUCAUUAUCAACUUUUAAAGAAAGGCCAACCAUUGAUGAAAUUAACGACGCGUUCCUUGGAAAACCAAGAAAUAAAGAUAAGAAAGCCUCUGGAAUUUGGGGCUUUCUGAGUGGUGUAUUUUGAGUACAGUUGAAGUUGAUUAAACCAGAAAGCAGGGCAAGCCAGUUUGUAUAUUAAUUAGUACAUUAUUAAUACCAAAGGGGUACACAACUAUACUCGUUGGACCUUCUUAUAAUCGUAUUCCGAUGUCCUUUUCAUUCUAGGAAUCAGUUGGAUGUUACAUAUGGUUGAGGUUACGGGUUAGUUUUCUUAUUCUACACCAACAAAUACAACAAUCCUGAAAAAUUAAUCUUUUGCGGGUAUAGCAUAGUAAAUUGAUUUUCCUUCCAAA
This is a messenger RNA of Gossypium raimondii (Peruvian cotton), 2204 nucleotides long. RefSeq names its product adenylate kinase 5, chloroplastic. The record is from RefSeq and is a predicted model, not a curated record. Gene Ontology annotation, molecular function: AMP kinase activity; ATP binding. Gene Ontology annotation, biological process: nucleobase-containing compound metabolic process. Bases 152 to 1936 code for a protein of 594 amino acids. The transcript is spliced from 19 exons. NCBI's taxonomy places the organism in Eukaryota, Viridiplantae, Streptophyta, Magnoliopsida, Malvales, Malvaceae.